AUGAUCACGUCCUUCUUCAAACUCCAAAUCUCGAUCCCCGAUUCGAUUCCGUUUCCACCUCGAUUUCUCCUGCCUAGUCAACAGCAGUUCCGUUUCGGUUUAUUCCUUCGAUUUCCCGCUCAACCAAAGAAUCUUGAUCGAAUGGACUGGAUUAACCGCCUCGGAAUCGGUUGCUUUGCGGCGAAUCGGAGCAAAAGGGAAGUGAAGACGGAGAUCGACAGCGGCGGAGAGGAUUUGUUCGAUGCGGCUGUCAUGGAGUCUGCAGUAAAGCCGGAUCAUUUGGUCGUCAUGGUGAACGGUAUCAUUGGCAGUUCGGCGGAUUGGAAAUAUGCGGCGGAGCAGUUCGUGAAGAAGUUCCCGGACAAAGUACUUGUGCACCGUAGUGAGAGUAAUAGUGCAACGAUGACAUUCGAUGGUGUGGAUAAGAUGGGUGAAAGGCUAGCUAAUGAGGUUUUAUCUGUUAUUAAGAACAGAAGUGGGCUGAAGAAGAUCUCAUUUGUGGCUCAUUCAUUAGGAGGUCUUGUUGCAAGAUACGCCAUAGGGAAGCUCUAUGAACAUCCAGGGGAAGCAAACUCUUUGGACUCUCCGUCAAAGGCCAAUAAUAGCACGAGAGGCGGCGAAAUUGCUGGGUUAGAAGCUAUGAACUUUAUAACUUUCGCAACGCCUCAUCUUGGUUCAAGGGGACAUAGACAGUUCCCGAUUCUUUGUGGACUUCCUUUUCUUGAAAGAACAGCAUCCCAAACUGCACACUUGGCUGCUGGGAGGACCGGGAAGCAUUUGUUUCUGGUGGAUAACGAUGAUGGGAAUCCUCCGCUCCUUAUCGGGAUGGCUACAGAUUCUUGCAACUUCAAAUUCAUAUCAGCUUUAAAUGCUUUCAAGCGACGUGUGGCAUAUGCAAACGUGAAUUUCGAUUACAUGGUUGGAUGGAGGACAUCUUCAAUUCGCCGUUCGAAUGAGCUCCCAAAGCCAAAUCUUCUAGCAACUGAUCCAAAUUAUCCACACAUCGUAUACGUAGAGCAAGGAAACGUGGACAAUGCUAGAUGCCAAUCAACUUCUGUAGUAGUGACAGAUGAAAACUCUGAUCUUGAAGAGGAAAUGUUACAUGGACUCGGUCAAUUAUCCUGGGAACGGGUAGAUGUAAGCUUUCACAAUAGCAAGCAACGAUACGUAGCUCAUAAUACCAUUCAGGUGAAGACAUAUUGGUUACAUUCUGAUGGUAAAGAUGUUGUCUUCCACAUGAUGGAUCAUUUCUGUCUCUAG
Thlaspi arvense is the source of this 1260-nucleotide messenger RNA. The record is from the annotation of a GenBank genome assembly. Lineage: Eukaryota; Viridiplantae; Streptophyta; Magnoliopsida; Brassicales; Brassicaceae.